Molecule: messenger RNA, 2005 nt
Organism: Musca domestica (house fly)
Lineage: Eukaryota; Metazoa; Arthropoda; Insecta; Diptera; Muscidae
Exons: 4
Coding region: 211-1920 (569 amino acids)
Source: RefSeq, a predicted model, not a curated record
UUCCGUUUUGCAAAUUCCCCUGUGUAAACAACUUGUAAAUAUCAAGUUGUCAAAAAAUACAUGCCACAAUGUUGUGUUAUCAAUCUACAGUGAAUAACUAUGAGCGCCGAGAGAAGAAGAGCGACUAAAUUUAUUCAUUUCCUUUUGCCGUUACAUUCAGACGCCUAAUUUUUAUAAAAGUAAGGAAAACUAAUUUGCCAUAGGAAAAAAAUGAGUCACUUAAGCACAUUUAUGGGAAUUGUGCAAGCUUUAUGCGAAGAGGAUGCUGAAAUUGAGGAAUUACUUAAGGAAACAGAGAAUUUGUUGAAUAUGCAAAAAACUUUGGAAAAUGAAACGGAAGAAGCUGAACGUGAACAUACACGCCUUCAAAUGGAACUUUUCAAUAUGAAACUUAUUAUGUUGCCCCUGAACAAUUCACCCGACCGGGAUGUUAUUGAAAAAACCAAUCAACAGCUAAUGGAAAGUUGUGUCAAUAUCCGUUAUGCCCUAUCACAAAUAGACUAUGUCAAGAUUUUACAAUGCAAACAUAUGGAAAUGGAACAAACCUGGCGCAAGGAAUGGCAAAAAAUACAGGACAGCACAGUGUCCAUGUUAAAGUGGCACAAGAAAAUGGAAGAACGUGAUGUUGUAAAGAAAUAUCGACAAGUUGAAACCGGUUGGAAGACCAGUAAAAAUAAUUUGGAAAAUUGUAAAGCAGCCUGUAAUAAAUCUGCCAAUGAGGCCCGCAGGCAGGUGAGAGAGGCCAAAGAUAAACGACAGUGUCUAAUUGUAUCGUUGGCAGAGACUUGGCGUGACCUUAAUAAGCUGAGAAAAGAGCUCCAAAGUGUACAGGAAUAUCGUACAAAACUAGAUGCUCUAAAAAAGAAAAAUUCCGAUUUGGAUCAACAAAUUCAAGACAUUGAAAACAAGAAUUUUAAAUUUCUAAUGCCAUACCAAAGCUCUAUUGAUUUUGUAACGCCAGAUGUUAUAAAAACUUUCAAUUGCGGUAUGCCCAAAUUUCCAACUUUCAAUGAAAUCCUAAGUAAUUUCAAUCAGGAAAUAAAUAAAACGGAUGUGAAACCAGAAAUAACAGUCAUCGAAAAUACCACAAAUAUUACGGUGAAGUCUAUUCUACGCAAUAGCCAGGAUAAUUCAAUGGAAAUAAAUCAAUCGAUUACCACAAAUCAUACUAAACAUGUGCGUUUCAAAGUCCAGUUGGAGGAACAAUUUGAAUUUAAUAAAUAUAGUGACUCGGCGGUGUCAGAAACUAGUUCCGAUGAAUCUCAAGAUACCACCAUUGAAAAACCAAUAACCAAAGCCGAUUCACCUAAGAAAGCUGAUGGUACAAACAAAAAAGAAAACACUCCAGUUAUUGAUUUGUUAACUCCCAUGGAGGAAGGAGAAGAAGGUGGUAAAAAUGGAAAGAUAACAGCUAUACCUGACAAUAUCAAACCCAGCUCCAAAUCAAAAGUGGAUAUUUUGGAGUGUAUUGUACUAAAACCAGCCGAAUCAGGGAUGGCAACUAACAAGGAAAAUAUUGCACCAAAAACAUCAAAAGAUAAAGCAGCUGAUCCAAACAAAUUGAGCAAUGAAGAAAUGUCAUCUGCAGAAAAAGAUAUGAAGCUCUUGUCUUCUCCACCCAAUACCUCGGACUCAGAUGUGAAUGAAUCCAACACAGGCAGACAAGCAUUUGCAGAUUUUGAAUAUUUUAUGAAUAUUUUCAACGAAUACAAACCAGAAAGUUCAAAGAAAGUCAUAGCCAAGAAUCAAUCUAAAAGUAAACAAAAAGCAGAAUCGUUUGAACAAAACUCCAAUGAAACACAAAAUGAAAUUGAGGCGCAGGAUUUUGAUAUUGUUGGUUUCGGGGAUGAUACUUUUUUGAUGGAUUCCAACAAUGAUUUGAUUGAUGAUGGUAUUGGAAAUGUUAUGGAUUUUCUGUAAUAUAAAUAUUUUUUAGUAUUUUAAUGAAAAACUGAGUUCUAAUAGUUAAUUUUAAGAACACAUGAAUUUAUGAUAAAUAAAAAGU